This is a messenger RNA of Scheffersomyces amazonensis, 1476 nucleotides long. It is a transcript of the gene SPE3, whose product is annotated as spermidine synthase. Gene Ontology annotation, molecular function: catalytic activity. The record is from RefSeq and is a predicted model, not a curated record. NCBI's taxonomy places the organism in Eukaryota, Fungi, Ascomycota, Pichiomycetes, Serinales, Debaryomycetaceae. Gene Ontology annotation, biological process: polyamine metabolic process. Bases 179 to 1078 code for a protein of 299 amino acids. The transcript has a single exon.
GCGCCAAAAAAAAGAUUCUAAUUGUAAUUGAUGUUUAUUUUUGUGAUAGAAAUUUAAAUGAAAAAUUUUAUUGCAACGAAUCGAAUGAAGAAUUUUUAUAAUUUUUAUACAGAUAUACCACUUUCUUUUCUUGUUAUAAUUGAUUCCAUAGUUUAAUUGAGUACUCUAUCUAUCAAUUAUGAGUAGUGAAAAAUUAACCCACCCUGGGGUCAAGGAUGGUUGGUUUGCUGAAAUUUCCAAUACCAUGUGGCCAGGUCAAGCUAUGUCUUUAAGAGUCGAAGAAAUUUUACACGUUGAAAAAUCCAAAUACCAAGAUGUCUUGGUUUUCAAAUCAACUGAUUACGGUAAUGUUUUGGUUUUAGACAACUGUAUUCAAUGUACUGAACGUGAUGAAUUUUCUUAUCAAGAAAUGAUCACUCAUUUAGCCUUAAAUUCUCACCCAAAUCCAAAGAAGGCUUUAGUUAUUGGUGGUGGUGAUGGUGGUGUCUUAAGAGAAAUCUUAAAACAUGAAUCCAUUGAAGAAGCUUGGUUAUGUGACAUUGAUGAAACUGUCAUUGAAGUUUCAAAGAAAUUCUUACCAGAAAUGUCUAAAUCUUACCAAGACCCAAGAACUAAAGUUCACAUUGGUGAUGGUUUUAAAUUCUUAGCUGAAUAUAAAAACCAAUUCGAUGUUAUUAUCACUGAUUCUUCUGAUCCAGAAGGUCCAGCUGAAUCUCUUUUCCAAAAGCCAUACUUUGAAUUAUUGAGAGAUGCUUUAACUGAAAAGGGUGUUAUCACUACUCAAGCUGAAAACAUUUGGUUACACAUGCCAAUUAUUUCUAAAUUAAAGCAAGAUUGUCAAGAAAUAUUCCCGGUUGCAGAAUAUGCUUACACUAUGAUUCCAACUUAUCCAAGUGGUUCUAUUGGUUUUAUGGUUUGUUCAAAAGACAAAGACGCUAAGGUUCAAAAACCAAUCAGAUUUGAUUGGAGUGAUGAAUUUGUUGCUAAGAACUUGAAAUAUUACAACAAACAAAUACACGAAGCUUCUUUCGUCUUGCCAACUUGGGCUGACCAAAUUUUAAACCAAAAGAAGGAUUGACAUCAUUAAUUUUAUUUAUUUGCAAUUUGUUUAAGAAUCAAUGAAAACUAUAGAGUAAUUAAUGAAAUGAAUCAUCAUCUUGUUAAUUAUUUUAUUUCGAAAACACAUUUUCGUGGAUCUUUUAAAUGCCUUUUAUAAUUAUAAAGGUGUUUUCUUUUUAUUUGUGUGUUUUUAUUCUUAAUGUUAUAUUGUAAUGAAUAAUGAUGUCAUGACCUUAAAUUAUUAGACUUAAAGGUACUCUGUUUAGAAAAACCCAUAAAAAAACAAAAAAAAUUUAAAAACAGAUCAAUUACUAAAAAUAUCACUUUAUAUUAUUGAUGUAUUUAAUCGUUAUAGAAAAUUUAUAAAAAACCAAAAAAAAAUCGUUUAAUAUAUACCUUUAUUUGUCGAAUUGUAUG